Saxophila tyrrhenica is the source of this 1944-nucleotide messenger RNA. RefSeq lists its product as uncharacterized. Lineage: Eukaryota; Fungi; Ascomycota; Dothideomycetes; Mycosphaerellales; Extremaceae. The record is from RefSeq and is a predicted model, not a curated record. Gene Ontology annotation, biological process: protein secretion. Gene Ontology annotation, molecular function: GTPase activator activity; protein binding; guanyl-nucleotide exchange factor activity. Gene Ontology annotation, cellular component: endoplasmic reticulum membrane. The transcript is spliced from 2 exons. The coding region runs from base 1 to 1944 and encodes 647 amino acids.
AUGCCUCGCGCCUCCCGCUCAGACGUCUCCUACGCUAAGACUGACCUUUCGUAUCCCAUCUUUGCUGCGGACUUCGACCCCUACAAUCGUGGAUAUCUAGUCGUUGGUGGAGGUGGUGGCGAGAGCAGUACUGGUGUCCCUAAUCAAAUUUCGGUCCUGGAUGUCUCCAACCGCGCGCAAAUCACCACCGCCGCCGAGAUCGAUCUCUCUCACGAUGAAGACUCUGUACAGUCUCUCGGCAACCUCGCGACCAAAGACGGCCUGAUCGUGCUCGCCGGUGUCAAUGCUUCUGAGAAAGACCAAGCUGCCGGCAAGAAUGAGCACUUUCGUUCGUUCGAGAUUAAAUACCCCCCUCGGAAGAGACAGAAGACCUAUGCGGAUGCGGAGAAGGAAGUCAAGGGACAGUCGAAGGCACUGGGCAAGCGCUCGCUCUUCAAACCCACCGGGCCAAAGAAUGAGGCAUACCAGCGGAUACUGCGACUUUCCCCCAGCCAGCGACGCGAAUCUGGCAGCAAGAGGAUUGGUGCUGUAGCGACUUCGUUGGCGAAGGAGUCACAGAUCGUCGUCUUCAAUGCUACGAGCGCGAUACCUACGCAGGAGGACAUUCUUACGAGCAUCGACCUUCCUGAACGAGCGGAAGCGAACGAUCUGGAUAGUAUGGAGCCGGCAGAAGCUGUGUUUAGCAUUGCAUACUGUACAGACUACCAUCUCUACGAACAGACCUUCAACUACAAUUUCAGCACGAAGAAAACGGAGAAGACACCUAAAGGCCCACGAAGAGUAGUCGCCACACCUGACUCCUCCGAGAUCAAAGCUCGCUCAAAGUUCCGUUGCCUGCGAUUCCUCAACUCGGAGAAUGUCAUCGCCCUCCUCAACCUGCCGAACAAGAGCGGCGCCGAGCUACGGGUCUUCCACCUCUACCCCACGGGCCCAGCAAUGCUCAUGCAAACCAAGAAGCUCCCCUCACGUAUUAAGCAGGCGUCUUCUAUGGAUGUCUGUGCUCUGGAUACCGACAGUAACGGCAAUCAGCAGUUCGUCCUCGCCAUCGCCGGUGCAGACAUCAGCAUCGAAGUCUACACCACCAACUUCCAAGCCGCUACAUCCACUUUCACGCCCUUCACCUCGUACAUGACCAUGCGGGAUGUCCAUCCCCAGCAGAUGACGAAGAUCUGCUUCUCGCCGUUUCACUCGCCGGCUCGCGCUUCAGAUUCCAACGGCACGGAGCCAGCUACGCAAUACAUUCGCCUCGCCUCCGUCAGCUACGGCAGAACAGUCGUCGUGGAUACUCUGCCCCUCACUCCACUUGAUUCAACGAACACGAAAUCACGCUACGUGCUCGAACAUCCUUCAAACGCGAAAUGGAUGAAGAUCGCCUACGUCUCCGUCUUCUCAAUGAUCGUCCUCGUCACCGCCUUCCUGCUCCAAGCUUUCGGCGCCGGUUUCACCAACGACCAAGCAGUCGGUCCUUUCGGCUUCCUGCCCGCGAACGUGCGGAGCUUUCUCGACGAACCAGCGGCAGCAGCGUACGGCAAGACGAGGGUGGAAGUGGCCACGAGUGCAGUCAAAGCCGCACCAACAGCCGUCGGCCGCCUACAAGCCCGCCUCUCAAAACACUCCAUCACCCCCUCCUCCGCCCCAUCCUCCGGCGCAGCCGAUGGCGAAGGCGAGAAGCAAAAAGCCGUCGUUAUGAGCGCCGCGCCGGAGCAAAUGGGCGGCGUGACCGUGGACAUCCACCCGGACCGCGAGGCCUACAAGCAGAAAGACCCUAAAGCGCGACACUGGCAUGAAUUGAGCGAGGAGCAGAAGGGGAGGUGGAAGGAGAGGCUGAUGCGGGCGGGGGAGUGGGCGGAGGCGGAGGGGGAGAAGGUGUUGUUGGGGGUGUUGUUUAGCGAGUAUGCUGGCUUGGUUGGCGAGGGGGCGGCGGGGAUGAUGAGGGAGCUAUGA